UUUCAGCUCUGAACAACUGAUGCACAGACAGCUGUUUCUCCCUUCCCCUCCUUCUUGCUCCCCUAACUAUUCUCCUCUUUUCACUUCUUCCCUACACUGCCUCCAUUCAUCCCCUCUGUACUUUCCCCUUCCUUCCCUCCACUUUGUCAUUCUGCCCUGCACUUUUCCUCAGGCAGAUAUAAAGGCAGGUCCUGUUGAAGGGAGAGGGCUUGUGUAAUCUCUGGCUGCACAUGAGCACAGGAGAGCUAUUGCUUCAGCUGGAAAGGCACCGCAACAGAAGACUUGGAAACAACUAGAGGACUAAACUUUGGGAUAAGCAGAGGAAGGAGGAAUCCCUCUAAGACAGGAAGGGAGGAGAAGAAGCGAGCCACAGACAGAGUUUGGAGUUGGAGGGGUGCAGGAAACAGACCAUGCCGGGCUCUGUGGUGCUGCUGCUGCUGCUCUCCCUGUUGGUCCUGUCCACAGGAAGUGAUGCCAGACGAAUCAGGAAAAGAGGACUCAACCAUAAGGAUUAUGAGUACCCCAACCACUCCCAGUCCACACAGCACCAGAAGAAUGACCGGUGUCCGCCACCUCCCCAGAUGCUACCAGAGCGAGCCUGCGAGGUCCCGGGCUGCCGCUCAGACUCCGAGUGUGAGCGCCAUAAACGCUGCUGCUACAACGGCUGCAUCUACGCCUGCCUGGAGUCAGUUCAGCCGCCACCGGUGCUGGACUGGCUGGUGCAGCCCAAGCCUCGGUGGUUGGGUGGUAACGGCUGGCUGCUAGACGGCCCUGAGGAGGUUCUGCAAGCUGAGGCCUGCAGUACAACUGAGGAUGGAGACGAGCCUCUCCACUGUCCCACAGGCUACGAGUGCCACAUCAUUAACCCAGGAAACCCUGCCGCUGGCAUCCCUAACCGGGGACAGUGCAUCAAGCAACGUGGGAACUCCGAUGGACGCGGCUUGAGGCACAAAUACUUUAAGGACUACAAGGACUACUUAGGUACCAGCUCUAACAAUGCAGUAGGCUACGAAAAACAUCACAAGCACCUGGGAUGAAAUCAACAAUGACCUCAGCCUCAGCUACGACCAUAACCCAACCUCAGACAUCAGACCAGUCCUGUUCGAUCUGCUCUCAUUACACCUGAAUCAGGAUCAGUUCUCACCUUUUUACUACACCCACAGCUGCUACCUCCUCUUUGCAAAGCCCAGUUUUGUUUUGUUUUUUUUUUUUGUUUUUGCAGCCUCUCCUCAGUCUCAGUUUUCUUUGGGAGACAAGUCUGAUGCAUUUACAUUACACAGCCAAAGAAAUAAGUGCUUUUUUUUGUCUCUCUGUCUAAUAUCUGUAAAAGGAAGGAGCAGAGGGUGUUGAUGGUGAAGCAGAGGAAGAGAGAGCAGGGUGUGCACCAAAAAUUGCAAAGGAAGUAAGGAAACCUUGCCAUUUUAUCAUUUCUUCACAACCCGCUCCCUCAGCACCAUUCAUUCUUAUUCUCACAUACAGAAAAUCAAGACCAUAUGGUCCUGUUAGCCAUUCUCUAAAAGACGCUACUCAAAUUUCCUCAAACCUGGAGGGUUUUAUAGACAUCUAAUUAUAAGAACAAAUGCCAUAUGAGUGUGUGGAUUCUGUCAGUUUUGAAGGAUUUGGAAAAGCUGUGGGUUGGUUUUAGCCCACAGAUGCUGACUGUGACAUUGUUGCUUUGAAAAGCAAAAGAAAAUAAAAUAGUAAAUACAAGGGGAGAAGCUGAGUAAAAUUUACAUUUAAAUAAAUAUUCUACCUGUGAAUGAGGAGACUUUGACCAGCUUUUAAAAGCCACCUUUAAAUAAACCUACAGAGAGCAAGUGCUUGAUACUGAAAAGAUAGAUUAAAAUAAUUUACAGAAAAUUUUUUUUAGACAAGUAAUGAAGCGAGUCAGUCAUGUAACGAAUAUGUAGCCUGGCCAGCGCUGUAUGAUUAUGCAAGAGUUUCAUAAUUUUCGUGUGUGCAUGUGUUUUCUUGUGUGUGAGUCAUCUGAUGACAAAUUUAGAUUAUCUGACAAACAACAUAAUUCAGUCUGCCUAUUAAAUUAUCACACCACCACAACCCCGUGUUGCAGUAUAACAUAAUAAAUAAUGGAAAGGGCCUUUGCACACUUCUGUUUUAUUCUCCAACUUAACUUGCUUCAGUCGACUGUUCAACUUAAGAUGUCUCUGUAAAUUCAAAUGGUGCUUAUUUGCAUUGCUGCCUAUAAUAACAGGAGAAUAAGCUGGUCAUAUAAUAAGCUGAAGGUGCAAAACAAAAGCUGUAACCAUUCUCUUUGUGCAGAACUAAAGUGAUGUCUGAAUGUUUCGAUCUGACUGGUGCUGUAGUGCUGCCUUGUUUAUUUUAAAUAAACCACAUUGUUG
This is a messenger RNA of Toxotes jaculatrix (banded archerfish), 2360 nucleotides long. It is a transcript of the gene wfdc1, whose product is annotated as WAP four-disulfide core domain 1. Lineage: Eukaryota; Metazoa; Chordata; Actinopteri; Toxotidae. Gene Ontology annotation, biological process: regulation of cell growth. The transcript has 7 exons. Gene Ontology annotation, cellular component: extracellular region. The record is from RefSeq and is a predicted model, not a curated record. Gene Ontology annotation, molecular function: peptidase inhibitor activity. The coding region runs from base 411 to 1037 and encodes 208 amino acids.